This is a messenger RNA of Rotaria sp. Silwood1, 459 nucleotides long. The record is from the annotation of a GenBank genome assembly. NCBI's taxonomy places the organism in Eukaryota, Metazoa, Rotifera, Eurotatoria, Philodinida, Philodinidae.
AUGAAAGAUAUAUUUGAUACAUAUGAUACGAAAAAUGAAGGUUUUAUUAAAGCCAGUUUACUCGGAAAUAUUCUUCGUACAAUCGGUUUCAAUCCAAUUGAAAGUGAUGUUCAACGAGCAAUAAAUGAAGUUGAUUCACAAAAAACUGAUCAGUUAAAAUUUCCUGAUUAUGUUCGUGCUGUUUUAAGUAUUCCAACAAGUGUUACCGAUAAAGAUAUCAUUCCUGCAUUUCAAGUAUUCGAUACAGAAAAACGUGGUUUACUAGAAGUUGAUGAAAUUUUAAAAAGUUUAACAAAUGUUGGAGAAAAAUUAGAUGAAAUCGAAGCUAAUGCAUUUAAAGAAAGUAUUAAUAUAAAUGAACUUGGUCUAUUUGAUUAUAAUGAAUUUUUUCUUAAGUUUACGCAACCACCUGAAACCAAAACAAAGAAAAAAGGAAAGAAAAAGAAGAAGAAAAAAUAA